Messenger RNA from Camelina sativa (false flax), 1843 nucleotides. Its product is annotated as BTB/POZ and TAZ domain-containing protein 4. The record is from RefSeq and is a predicted model, not a curated record. NCBI's taxonomy places the organism in Eukaryota, Viridiplantae, Streptophyta, Magnoliopsida, Brassicales, Brassicaceae. Gene Ontology annotation, molecular function: protein binding.
UGAUUAAUAAAACCCACUUGACGACGUCUAGAAAAAGCCGGUAAGGCGCGUGGAUUCUCAGCCGUCCGUUUCGUAACCGUAGGCUCCACGCGCCUCUUCGUAAUUUUUUCUUUUCCCCGCAAGGUGGUUUUUUUUUGUCUUUGCCUGCCGUGCGUGAAAUUGAAAUGAUGAUGAAGAAGAAGGAAGCAAAAUAAUAUCUUUUAAAUUAUUAUUGAACGCGAAAGUAAAAUAUCCUAUUCCAAGCUUUGGAUUUGUUUCUUUUUACGAAAAGAUUUGUCGCCUUCUUUAAUUUGUUGUCUUUGUGAGUUUAGUGUGUGUGUGUGUGUUUAUAUAAUGAGAAGAGAUCUCUCAUCUCUCUCUCUCUCUCUCAAGAAGCUUCUCUCUAUUAAUACAGAGCUUCUUCGCCUGCUGCUCUUUUCUUGAUAAAGGAGGAGACUUUAUCGAAACUGAGCUCAUUCCCAUUGAUAAGGAAAGAGAAGAUAGGCUCAAAAAAAAAAAAACCAAGAGAAUGGUGACUGAUCUUCAUCAAUCUUCUGUGCCUUUUCCUCCACCUCUUCCAUUAAAAUCUGAUGGACACAAGAGAACAUACGGCGCACCAGGACUAGGGAAUAGCUGCGUUUCGACGGCUACAAGAGAUAUGUGGGAUCGUCUUUUCAACGAUGGAUAUAAAGCUGACGUUGUGAUAUACACAGAUAGUGGCAACGUCAUCUAUGCUCAUGCCAACAUCAUUGGAAAUGCUUCCACUGUGAUCAAAGGCAUGUUGAAGCAAGCCAAAAGACAUGGCAAGUGGCAUACAAUUUCAAUCCGUGGUGUCCCUCAUGAUGCUGUGCGAGUUUUCAUCCGUUUCCUCUACUCUUCUUGCUAUGAGAAAGAAGAAAUGAAUGAGUUUAUCAUGCAUUUGCUACUACUGUCGCACGCGUAUGUGGUUCCUCAACUGAAACGGGUCUGUGAAUGGCAUCUAGAACAUGGUUUGCUUAAUACUGAGAACGUGGUUGAUGUGUUCCAGCUUGCGCUGCUGUGUGAUUUCCCUCGGCUGAGCGUCAUAUCUCACCGUAUGAUCGUGAAACACUUUAAGGAGCUUUCUGCGACAGAUGCAUGGACAGCUAUGAAGAAAAGCCAUCCGUUUCUUGAGAAAGAAGUUAGAGACUCAGUGAUCCUCAAAGAAAAUAUGCGGAAAGAGAAGAUCAGAAAACGCAAUGAUCAGCGGAUGUAUUCGCAGCUAUAUGAAGCGAUGGAAGCUCUUGUUCAUAUAUGUAGAGAUGGAUGUAAAACGAUAGGACCACACGAUAAAGAUUUCAAACCGCACCACGCACCGUGUGAUUAUGAAGCUUGCAAGGGAUUAGAAUCACUCAUCAGGCAUUUUGCAGGCUGUAAGCUUAAGGUUCCAGGAGGUUGCGUGCAUUGCAAGAGAAUGUGGCAACUCCUUGAAUUGCACUCACGUCUCUGCGCAGAUUCUGAUCGAUGUCGAGUCCCUCUAUGCAGAAACUUGAAAGAAAAGAUGGAGAAACAGAGCAAGAAAGAUGAAAGAAGAUGGAAACUUCUGGUGAAGAAUGUAUUGGGGAGUAAGAAAAUCGGAGGGUCUCCUUACUUUUUACCGGUGACCAGCGGUUAAAAAUCCUCAUCUCAAGGUUUCACCAUCUUCGACAAUCUCAAGAAGGGCGAGUAUUAAGCGUUUCUUGUGAUCCCCUCCUACCCUAAGAACAACAAGUGUACCAUAAUAAAAUUGAACCAAUGGAAUUAUGGAAUAAUAACACACAGAUUUUGUCAGCUAAGGGUCAAAGACUCAAAAAUAUCUGUAAACCGGAUUUGAUCCGGUUUAACAAUGGUUUUGUUCUUUUAAUUA